Messenger RNA from Exophiala viscosa, 785 nucleotides. RefSeq lists its product as uncharacterized. The record is from RefSeq and is a predicted model, not a curated record. The transcript has 2 exons. NCBI's taxonomy places the organism in Eukaryota, Fungi, Ascomycota, Eurotiomycetes, Chaetothyriales, Herpotrichiellaceae. The coding region runs from base 178 to 513 and encodes 111 amino acids.
UACAGUGGGUGGAUGUGGGGAUAGAGUAAAUAACGCGAAGAUACUCCGUAGCUAGUUACAUCUGACUGUGCAGCUGAGAAGAUAUACCACGACAGUUCCUUAGGUCAAUUGUUGGCUCCACGUUAUCUUGUUCCCCAUCAGGACGCAAGUAUAUAAACACAUCUCUUUCUCGUCAGAAUGUCGUCCAGUGUCCCAACACAAGAGUGGCUGGUCCGAAUACCAGACUUCCCCGGCGCCCUUCAGAAACGUCUCGAGGCCCGCCCCCAGCAUCUGGCGGGCGUGAAGCCCAAGGUCGCGGCAGGAACGGCUGUAUUCGGAGGAGCGACUUUGUCCAAACAGCCUGCAUCGGGUGAAGCGCCUGAUAUGACCGGCAGCGUCAUGCUUUACAAGGCAAACAGUGAAGAGGAGAUUCGGGAGCAAUUGGAGAAUGACCCAUAUACAAAAGCUGGGGUAUGGGAUGUCAAAAAUGCACAGAUCUGGCCAUUCAGAUGUGCUGUUAGAACCCCGAUGUAGAAGCAGGUCCAGUGUGAGUGAGUGAUCGCAACACUGGAGCCGCUGUUGGGGCUGUCUUCUGUACUUGAAGGUUGAGUGCAGGCGUUGCCGAGGCCGACGGGCACUUGUGUCACACGGGUGUUCCUUUCUCGUGAGCGACUGCUACAAGUAGCAUACGUUGUUUGCGGUAUUCAAUGCCGCCUCAGGCAAAGAGGAGAUCGACAAUGUGACAGAAAAGUGCCGACCCAGGACGAGAAAUGAAGAGAAGUCGUUACUGACGAGAAAGUGAAAAU